AUGCCGUCUGAACGCUGUCUCAGUAUUCAAGAAAUGCUGACAGGCCAGAGGCUCUGCCACUCCGAAUCUCACAACGAUAGUGUCCUGGCAGCACUGAAUCAGCAGAGAAGUGAUGGUAUUCUUUGCGACGUUACCCUGAUUGCUGAGGAACAGAAAUUCCAUGCUCACAAGGCAGUCCUAGCAGCAUGCAGUGACUAUUUCAGGGCAAUGUUCAGUCUCUGUAUGGUGGAAAGUGGAGCUGAUGAAGUGAAUUUACAUGGUGUGACCAGCCUUGGUUUAAAGCAGGCUCUGGAGUUUGCAUACACAGGACAGAUUUUGCUGGAGCCAGGAGUGAUCCAGGAUGUGUUAGCUGCUGGCAGCCACCUACAGCUGUUGGAGCUUCUCAGUUUAUGUUCCCACUAUCUCAUCCAGGAAUUAAAUGGCUUUAAUUACUUGGAUCUGUACAGACUUGCUGACCUCUUUAACCUCACUUUGUUGGAGAAGGCAGUAAUCGAUUUCUUAGUGAAGCAUCUCUCUGAACUCCUGAAGAGUCGCCCUGAAGACGUUCUAACGCUUCCUUAUUGUCUGCUUCAGGAGGUCCUCAAGAGCGACCGCCUCACUUCCCUGAGUGAAGAGCAGAUCUGGCAGCUAGCCGUGAGGUGGUUGGAACACAACUGCCAUUACCAGUACAUGGAUGAGCUCCUGCAGUACAUUCGCUUUGGCCUCAUGGAUGUGGAUACUCUCCAUACAGUUGCCUUGUCCCACCCCCUGGUCCAAGCAAGUGAGACUGCAACAGCGCUUGUCAAUGAGGCCCUGGAAUACCACCAGAGCAUCUAUGCACAGCCCGUCUGGCAGACUGGUAGGACCAAACCACGGUUCCAGUCAGACACUCUAUAUAUCAUUGGUGGGAAAAAGCGUGAGAUCUGCAAAGUCAAGGAACUUCGGUACUUCAACCCUGUUGAUCAAGAGAAUGCUCUCAUAGCUGCUAUUGCCAACUGGAGUGAACUGGCUCCCAUGCCUGUGGGAAGGAGCCACCAUUGUGUGGCAGUCAUGGGAGACUUUUUGUUUGUAGCAGGAGGGGAAGUUGAGCAUGCCAGUGGCCGCACGUGUGCUGUGAGGACUGCCUGUCGCUAUGACCCUCGCAGUAAUUCCUGGGCAGAGAUAGCACCCAUGAAAAAUUGCCGGGAGCAUUUCGUGCUGGGUGCCAUGGAUGAGUACCUCUAUGCAGUUGGGGGCAGGAAUGAACUGCGCCAGGUUCUGCCGACAGUUGAGCGAUAUUGUCCCAAGAAGAACAAGUGGACAUUUGUGCAAUCCUUUGACCGAUCCCUUUCAUGUCAUGCUGGAUAUGUGGCUGAUGGUCUUCUUUGGAUAUCAGGUGGAGUAACUAACACGGCACAAUAUCAGAACAGACUAAUGGUAUAUGAACCUAACCAGAAUAAGUGGAUAAGCCGCAGCCCUAUGCUGCAAAGACGGGUUUACCAUUCCAUGGCUGCUGUCCAAAGGAAGCUUUACGUUCUUGGAGGCAAUGACCUAGACUACAAUAAUGACCGGAUCCUUGUGCGACAUAUAGAUUCUUAUAACAUAGACACUGACCAGUGGACACGCUGUAAUUUCAACCUGUUGACUGGCCAAAAUGAAUCUGGUGUUGCUGUCCAUAAUGGGAGAAUAUAUUUAGUUGGAGGAUAUUCAAUUUGGACAAAUGAGCCUCUGGCUUGUAUCCAGGUACUGGAUGUAAGUAGAGAAGGCAAAGAAGAAGUAUUCUAUGGGCCUACGCUUCCCUUUGCUUCCAAUGGAAUAGCAGCAUGCUUCCUUCCAGCUCCGUAUUUCACAUGCCCAAACCUUCAGACUCUUCAAGUGCCUCAUCAUAGGAUUGGCACCAUCUGAAAAGCCAAUACUCUGCUAACAUUCAUCAUGAACAGGAGCAAAAACAAAGGCUUCACUUUGGCUACUGGGCAUGAUAAGACUCAGUGCUCAAUGCUUCCUUGUCUUGUUUUAUAGGUCUUUUAUUCAGAUAAACAUUAGCAAAAAAUGAACAAUUUUCUAAAAUAUGUUAUUAAAAACUCCUGUCACCAUUCUCAGUGUACGUCAACAUACAGUAUGUAUGACUUUUAUUAUGAUGUAGUUUAGUGCCAACUUAAUGGUUCAUCAUUGUUCCAUGGGUCUUUAGAGCAUUCUUCAUGUACUUUUUCUAAUCAGUGCUGUCUAGGAUAAAAUGACAGUAAGGCAAUUUAUUUCACACUAAGAGCAUCAAUGGUCUAAAAAAUAUAUAUAUAUAUAUAUAUAUAUAAAAUCUCACUACUUAAUCCCUUCACUACUUCAACCCAGGUUCAUAAUUUUUCUUUUUAAAAUUUAACAUUAUUCAUCCUCACUCAGUAGAGACUCAGCAUUAUGGCAUAAUAAAUUUUUAAAUCUCAUAUUUUAUUCAAGGUGAUACAAAUAAUAGCAGUACACUAGAAAAGCAGUUGGAAUACCCAGAUUUUUCACCUUGGUUAUUCUGUGACUUUGGGUCUGAGCUUAACUUUUCAAGUUUUCUCACUGUUUAAGGAACACAAUUAUUGAUUCCUAUCUUAAUUCAGAAGAAUGUUGUGGGGAUUAGGCAGAUGCUCUGAAGUGUGUAGCCUAAGAAAAAAAUCUAACUCAAACUACGAGGUAUCUUACUGUUUUUGGAACCAUGUAAAUGAGCAUGGAAGUUAUUUUUGAAGUUUAAAGAUUACUAUGUAGAACUUGGAAAACAUGCUAAGGGAUAAAUGAUUCACAGAUACACUAAUUACGAAAAAGGGAGUUUACCAAAGCCAAUUAUCCCUAAAUUUGUACAAAUCCUUGCCUUGAGUAAUAAUUCUCAAACAUUUUAUUUACAAACAUUUAGUGGAAAAUGACAUUUUAAACUCAAAAAAAUUAGAUUGUACCAAAUAUGUUACAAUAAAGUACUUUCACAUACUUUUAAACCUAGACUUGGCAGUUCUAAUAAGUUCUCCACUUUGUUAAAGGUUAUGUCAAUCUUCAGCACUUUGGGAUUCUUCUCCAUCACCAAUACAUAUUUUAUUACUAGCACUUUUAAUAAUGCAUACAAAUUCUUUAGGCUAGGUUUUCAGAUUUGCUUGUCUACAACAACAAAAAAUAAACCUCAAUGAUCACGUUUGAAUGUAAAUUCAACAAGUAUGUGAGUUUUUAUUUUUUUCCUAAAUCUUGUAAGGAUCUAAGUCAUCUUUAUUAAAAGAAAAACUUUACUGUUUUUUUUCCCCUUGCCAAAAUUUAAUCAUCUAGCACUCCUUAUUUUUUAUAGGAAACUCAUUUCAUUUUAGUAAUCAAAAGUGAAUGAAAA
Molecule: messenger RNA, 3301 nt
Organism: Orycteropus afer afer
Lineage: Eukaryota; Metazoa; Chordata; Mammalia; Tubulidentata; Orycteropodidae
Gene: KLHL32
Product: kelch like family member 32
Molecular function (GO): protein binding
Source: RefSeq, a predicted model, not a curated record